AGUUUUUUGUGAUUUGAGCAUUGAGCUUGAUAUUAUUUUUGAAGUUAAUAAAAUGCUUUCGAUUUUAAGAAAACUUUUGUAUAGUAAAAACAAGAAUUCAGAUUUAUCUAACGUGUUGUGACUUAUAUUUCAUGAUGUGUAAAACUACUGUGCAACUAAGUAUUGAAGAAUUGAAUUAACGAUUUAUUUAGUGGUACGCAAGAUGGACGAAUUGUGUAAGGGAAUGUCACAAACAGGAAGCUCAAUUAUUGCAACUGACAAAACUCAAGAAAAUAAUGGUUCUAUGGUGUAUGUCAACGAUCCAUGUCUGGAGUGCGAACGCGUGCGUGCUGCGUGCGAACGUCUCGGUUCCGUUGUUGCCGUUAGCACUGGGCAAGGACUUCCUGCGCUGACGUCGCCAGCCUAUUUUAUUACGUCACCAUUUGAGGGCGAUUUAUUCGAUGCAGCGCACAAAGCUAAAUAUAGGGUGCUGGGUCCUACUGCGGUGCUGCAACUGGCGCAGCGUGAUGAGCCACCACCAGCGAACGCACGUCCUCUAUACUCUUUGGCCAUGCGAGGAGCUGUCAUAUGCUUCUCGGGGUUUAGAAAAAAGGAUGAACUCACGUACCUCAUAACGUUGAUACACUACAUGGGUGGUUCAAUACGGAAAGACAUGUCAAGUAAAGUCACCCAUUUGAUAGCCGCCGCCGCGACUGGUGAUAAAUAUCGAUAUGCUUCUGGCUUUGGCCUCCCGGUGCUGGCGAGAUCAUGGGUGGAUGCGUGCUGGGAAAGACGGGAUGAUCCCGCCUGCCUGGCCACCGAUGAUGCUAUUAUUAAAGAGCAUAAGUUGCGUGUAUUCGCUGGUGCGAGGGUUUGUUUUGUGGGAUUCCCCGAAGAUGAGACUCAGCACAUGGCAGAGGUCCUUGCGAGUAAUGGUGGUGCGUCAUGCCAAUUGGACGAUCCUGAUUGCACGCAUGUCGUUAUGGCCAAUGGGGAGACUUUCGGUCGUUCGCUUAUCCUUUCACCCCAUUCGAAUACCCCUAACUCGACCAAAAUCCGCUCGACACCCACAAGACCUCAGACCACACCAAAAACCUCCCUCUAUCGGAGACUCUCAGCACGGUUAUCCGGCUGUCGCUCUAGUCCAAAUAAACAAAGCAAUACAAUCGAUGAUGAAAGAGAAAAGCGUUUACAAAACGCAAGAGAUAGGUUUAGAAAAACUAAAGAUAAUAGUUGCGAAAGUAAAGACGAGAACAGUAUUAGUAAUAGUGAGGCCGUAGCUAACGUAGUUAGUGAAAAUGAAAUUGAUAGUAUAGAUACAAGGAAGUACAAAAAUAGUGAUAAAGAAAAUAAGCAUGUGCUACAUAUAAACAGAACACCCCUCAAAGACAAAAGGGAAGUGUUUAAAAAUAAAUCUAUGAAUAUAUUCAACAUUGUAGAUUGUUUAACGGAAGCGGGCUCGUUAAACUCAUCCCUAACAAAGAGUCUAUGUGAUUUGGAUUACAAAGAUGAAACUGGCUAUUUGUUGCCAUCGUCAGUUGAAUGUAACUCGACCACAACGAUAUCAUCAGCCAAAAAAAGGAGUCGCAACUCAACAGACUCCAACAUACAAGUGAGUCCAAUAGAUGCUGCGAAUGUAUCGCCGGAUAAAACGGAAGAUUCCACAUGGAAGUCAAUCAAAAGACUGAAAAUUAAAGACUCCUUCAAGUUCAAGAAUCGACCGACGAUAUUCAAACGCACUAAAAAGGAUUCAGUGACAAAAGUGGCUGGUGAUAUUUCUGUGGAACCAGUCAGUCCUGAUAGUGUGAAGCCGACGGAUCCAGGAGGAGAGUUUGUAGCGUCAACAUCGUCUCCUAUCAGAGAAGAUGAUAAUACAUCGAUCUGUUCAAUGAAUCUCAGCAAACAGUCCAAUGUCUUUGACACUUCCUUCGCGUCCAUGAAGAGCUCGAAAACAGUCAAGUCCAAACUUCGCAGAAGCGUGAAAUCGUUCACGGCAUCGUUUAGAAGCGAGCGAAAGAAGAAAUAUGAGAAACGAGCCGAAUGUAAUACAGUGGAAGUGGAUCCUUCACACCUGGUUGAUUUGAAGAAUGUGUCUACACCAAAGAGAGAUCUGGAUGAUAUGCAUCUUGAUAUAUCACCAGUGCAAGUUGAUACAGUGGACAGUACGGAUAUGAGAACGCCCCAAGUGACGUUGGAUGAGUUGGAUGACUCCGCGAUAUUUAAGACGCCGCAUAGGAUUGUAAGGAGUCAACGGCACUCUAUAUGUGGGGAUGUUAAGGCGAAAAGUAACAUGUGCUAUGAGAGUCUCCCUUCCUUGCCCUCUGAAGCGGUAGCCUGCAAUGUGACACCGACUUCGACAACCAUCCGUGAAGUUCGCGUUUCAUGCCUUGGAUUCUUGCCGGUUGUGGACGAACAUAAUACAGUUGUGGUACCCGACUGUUGCCAAAGUAUUCACAUCGUGAAAGCGGAGUGGUUCUGGGCGUCUGUACAGAAUGAAGAAGCGCAAGAUGAAAGAGAUUAUUUGUUCAAAGAUUACCUAGACGAGAUAUCUCGCCGUUCAUCUGUAGGCAGUUCGAUUCCAAUAGAAGAAAACCCGGAACGCAACGUCGCGGGGACGCCCGCGCAUCUGCGCAUGCGCAAGCGCAAGUUGCGUGGCGGCGAUGCGGCGUUGCAUAAGAGAAGAUCAUCCGUUGGCGAUGCAGUUUUGCUGAGUUUAUCCGGGAAUUUGUUGGAUUGUACACCCUCGCCGGAUGGAAAGCAGUUGCUUGAAGAAUCAGAAGUCCCAGAUAAUGUUGUCCGGAAGUUGAUGUCACCGAGGCAACAAGUGUUUAUGGAAUUAUUACAGACUGAGUCGAACUAUGUUGGAAUACUACAAACAAUUGUCGCAAUGUUCAAACAACCGCUUGAAGAAAUGGCAGAGGAAGAUACCAAUAAUGGCAAGAACCAGGCAUUACUCAACAACACAGAACUCAAGAUUAUAUUUGGGAACUUACCACCGAUAUAUGAAUUACAUCAACGCAUGUUGGAAGAGCUGAAAUGGGCGCAGGCGCACUGGAGUGAGGAAGUCAGUAUCGGGCGUCUCGUACUCCGAUAUACGCCGGAUAUGGUGAAAGCCUACCCUCCUUUUGUCAACUUUUUCGAGAACACCAAGGAAAUGCUGCAACAGUGCGACCGAGAGAAUCCCAGAUUUCAUGCCUUCCUCAAAAUUUGCCAAACGAAACCCGAAUGCGGCCGACAAAGUUUACAAGAACUUUUAAUAAGACCUGUGCAGCGGUUACCGAGUAUUAGUUUAUUGCUGGAUGAUAUACUGAAACACACACACAAAAGCAACCCAGAUCACGUGGCCUUGGUGUCGGCUUUGGCCGGCCUCAGGGAGGUGAUGUCACACAUCAACGAAGACAAACGCAAGACUGAAGGACAGCUGCAGAUGUUUGAUAUUUACAACGACAUUGAUCAGUGCCCGGCGCAUUUAGUAUCGUCACACCGUUCUUUCGUGUCCCGAUGCGAAGUGGUAGAAUUGUCCAAAGAGCUCUCCGGGAGGGGAGAUCACCUCGUACUCUUUCUCUUCACAGACACGAUGGAAGUCUGCAAGAAGAGAUCAAAGGCCUUCAACAGCAAGAGUCCGACGAACGGCACCGGUACAAUGCGAAUAGGUUCCAGCAAACCCUACAGGCACAUAUCUCUGAUGCCUCUCAGCACGGUUAAGCGGGUGGUGGACAUCAGAGAAGCGGAAGAUUGCCACAAUGUGUUUGCAUUGAUGUGUCGAAGUAAUCAGGAGCUGAAGGAGAAACUAUACUCGUUCAUGAUAACCGAUGAUGCUGUCGACAAAGGCCACUUCCUUCGGCAACUCUGCAGGCAGAUGGCUAACACCGUCUGCAAAGCUGAUGCUGAUAAAUUUCUGGCGUGCCUCGAGUCGCACCAACUGGAUAUUGAUACAAGUGAUCUGGCGUUGAGUACGCUCUCAAAGGUUUCUAAGUUCGCAGCGAAGACUAGGAUUAAGCUGGAGGCGCUGGCAGGUCUGGGCGGUUGGCUGCGAGCGGCGCCUUCCGCUGCCUUCCUUGACACUUGGGUAUUGCGCGCUCACUUACUCCCGCAGGUGGAGAGGGCGUUGUCCUUUAACAAAACACCGUCGAAGCUAAAGAGGGCGAUGUCAUCGAUAAUCUCGCCGUUUGGUUCAACGUCCAGUUUGACGCCUGCCUCACAGCAACUCGCUCAAAUGAGGCUCGCUAGCUGUAACAAUAUCAAUGAGAUGGGCAGCAGUGGGGGUGCUGGAGAGGCAAGCGAAGUAUUAGUGGCACCGUUGUCAGUGCAACCUACCCGCAAAGCCACGGCCGGAGCCGCCGCAGCUCUACGCCGCUUCUGACGUAUACGUACGUGCGCACGCGCACACACCUAAGGGGCCGUUCAUAAAAUACGUCACACUGAAAUCAGUCUUUUUUGACCCCCCCCCCCCCAUUGUCACGCUGUGUCACACUUUUUGUGACCCCCCCCCCCUACUGAGUAUGAUAAAUUCUAGAGAAAUAGUAUUUUCAUUUGAUAAUGAAUCGAGAGCGCAGGGUACGUGGAAACGUUACUCUCUCAAGUAUUGGAAAAACAAAGAAACCCGUUCAUGUCAGGUAAUAAACGGCGAACGUCACGCUGCCCUAUACCCCCCUCCCCCCUUGUCACAUCUUGUCACACUCAGCCAGACCCCCCCCCCCCUUGUAUGCGAACGUAGUUUAUGAACGGCCCCUAAAGUAUACAACCGGUGCCUAGUGCAUUAAUACGGAAUUUUGCAUUGUCGUCUAUCGGGUCUUUUUGCUAUUUUUAAAACAAAUUCAAUAUUGAUUUAAAAGUAAUAAUCAUAAAUUAUUUAUUUAUUUCUACGCCAUUGCGCAGCGAGUAUUAGUUUGCAAAUUUUCAAAUGCCAUUAUGUCAUCUACGUGUAUGAUAGUCCAUUAUUGUAGUAAAUCAUUCAUACCUAAUAUAUUAUGAAUAUUUAUCAAAACAUUAGGUAAUGUCCAUAACACGUAAAAAAUUAAUCAGUCUAAUUGCGCUAAAUAAAGUACUCUGUCGUCUCUGUCUCUCUUUGCGUGAGGAAAAGGGACGGUCGAAUCCUUUGCUACUUGGAUUUUUUUUUAUAAGUCGAGGUUAUUAUAUUUAUUUAACCAGCUAAGUAAGGUUUAAAAAAUUGAAGUUAACUUUUGUUACUGCAUCUACAAUAGUUUGUUUCCGAAUUAAAAAUAGCAAAAUUGACCUCAAUAAAAGCCGGUAUAUAGUACCUUAUAUAUAGAACUUGUAACGUACAACUUCGCACAUAAACGAGAAGUAUUUGGUAUUUUAUUGCGUGUGCCUAUUGAAUGCUUUGUCUUUAUCACUCUUGAGUCAAUUUCUUAUUAAAAACGAGACAAAACAUUCAACAUCUAUUUAUAUGAAGUUUAGUAUUGUAAAUACUGUUAUUCGCAAAAACAUAGCCGUCUCUUUCUAACGAAUUGUGUUACUAUGUGAUGAAAAGAGACAGAUAUAGUUAGAACAGUGUGACUGUGUGUACCUAUGAAUCGAUGAAUUGUACAAUUGUAUUAAAAUAUUGUCUUUAGAAAAAAAUAAACGCGAUUUGUUUUUAAACUGUGAAAUUUGGUUCAUUUUCAUAAUUACUGAAAUUGUUCUUUAAAUAUCACACAAUCUGUAAUUUUUCUCUUUAUGUUAAAUCCAUUUGGUCUUAAGAAGUUGGACUAUAGUUUCCGUUACCAUGGUUACCAUGGUUACCAUUUUUAUAUGUACUGUAAUACUAUAUUUAAUUUAAUAAGGCCUAUGGGAUUUUGGAUGAUAUCAAAGAAGCCAAAAAUGUAUACGGGAAAGCGUAUGUUUCAAAGUGAAUAGUAAUGUGGCGAUUGAUUUUUAGUGUUUUUUUAUCUUAUAUAAACUUAUUGGGCAAAUGUAUGGGCUAUUUUUUUUUUGCCAUCUAAACCAGAAGUAUAUAUUUUCAAAGGAAAUGUAGUUUCUUACCAGUGAAGAUUGUGUAAUAAUUUGUAAAUAAUAUUGAUACUAAAAAAUCAAAGCUAUUUGUAAAACGGCUUUUCGGAAUCUUUAAGAUGUACCCUCUUUUUGUCAAAACUAAAUCAGUCUAUAGUUUUUUAGCAUCUGUCAUAUAAUUUAAAAUUCAUAAUUAAAUAACAUUGAUUUAAAUCGUAUGAUUACGUCUAUAGCUUGGAGUUUCUCUUUCAAAUACAAUAUGAAACGAUAAUUCUCAUGUAUUUUUCCAUUUAAAAUAUAAAUUAAAAUCAUAAAGAGGAAAUAAAACAUUAGACUGUUUUAGUUUUACAGUGUUAAUUUUACCUGUAUGAGGCCGUUCAAGUAUUGCGUAAACAGAUUUACUACAAUUUAUCUCCCCCCCUUUUUUUGUCACACUAAUCAAAGUCCUCAAAAAAAUAGUAUACAAAUGUAUGAAUUUUUGUAGCAAUCGAAUCUGUAUGCACCAAAUAAGGCAAUUAAAGACGCCCCCCCCCCAUAGUGCUUACGUAAUACUUGUACGUACGUACGUACGUAAUAUGAUGAAGUUUGGGUUUAUGUUAAUAUUAGAGUAGACGGCAAGGCCGUAUCUCGGCUAGUGCCUUCGAAUGCCUCGAAUCUAAAGUAUUUAGGACUUGGGUCCAGUGAUUUUAAAUCAAUGAAAUGGUGCAAAUAAUAAUAGAUUUCAUUAUGGCCAUUUUACAACUGUCAGUAUACAGGGUGUCUCAUAAAUCGACGUCAAAACUAUAGAGAUAUUUUUACUUGUCAAUCUAAAUAUUAAUAUUAUCAAAUGUAUGUCCAUCUGUUAUUACAGCUACUAAUGGGAUUUAAGAUUGUAUAAUGUACGUCGUAUCGUCAACCAAUAUAAAAUACAUUUUAAUAUUUUGCCAUUAAUUAGAUUUUAUAAUAAUGAUGGAUAGCCAUUUCUAGUAGUUACGUAUAAUCUAAAUAAGUAACUACUAGAAGUUACAUCACGUACUAGUGAGUGAUGGGACAAUGUACAUAUUUGAUUGUAGUCACUAAAUUCAAGUGUAAUCAUCUGCCUACAAUCAAAUAUCUAACAUUAUAUAAACAUAGUGUUUCUACAUACUACUUCGUAGUUUGGGAGCGUUCAAGUAUUACGUAACGAAUUUUAAGGGGUGGGGAUAAAACGUUCCGAUACUAUACAACCACAUAAAUGGCAACUUUUAGGUUUUAAUAAGUCAGAAGGUGGUAACGAAACGUUUUACUAUUGUGUACGUUACGCGUUACAUGGGGGGGGGGGGGUCAAAAAUCUCCAUUGCGUGACGUCAUACUUGAACGCUUCCCUUUUGUUUUAUUGAAAUAAAAAUGGCUGAAUUAAAAUCUCUUCAAAUCACUCGAAUGACUAAGUCGAAUAUGUUUUUGCAAUUAUGAUUUGCAAUUUGUAAAUAUUGUGAUAUUAUUUAAACUUGAUACAGUAGGUUAGUUAGCGUUCCUAUAAUGCCUCGUUAGCGCAAACAACGCUUCGUAGAGGAUCGAGACCUCUGUAACGCCAUUGUAUAUAAUGUUUUAUUUAUCCCUCGAAUAUACUUGAUAUGCGAAGGCAUUGUACAAAGAUUAAUGAUUGAGAAUAAAGGUUUAUUUUGAA
Molecule: messenger RNA, 7576 nt
Organism: Pieris rapae (cabbage white)
Lineage: Eukaryota; Metazoa; Arthropoda; Insecta; Lepidoptera; Pieridae
Gene: pbl
Product: protein ECT2
Exons: 20
Coding region: 203-4342 (1379 amino acids)
Biological process (GO): regulation of cytokinesis, actomyosin contractile ring assembly; nervous system development; activation of GTPase activity
Cellular component (GO): nucleus; cell cortex
Molecular function (GO): GTPase activator activity; guanyl-nucleotide exchange factor activity
Source: RefSeq, a predicted model, not a curated record